Triticum turgidum subsp. durum (durum wheat) is the source of this 1236-nucleotide messenger RNA. The record is from the annotation of a GenBank genome assembly. NCBI's taxonomy places the organism in Eukaryota, Viridiplantae, Streptophyta, Magnoliopsida, Poales, Poaceae.
AUGGAGAGCUCCAACGGCAAGCCGCCGCGGGGAGAGGAAGAGGGGAAGGCGGCGGGGUCGAUCGGAGGCCACGAGUCGCUGCACAGGCUCCUCGAGUCCAAUCUCCCUCCCGAGCUCUUCAAGGAGGCAAGCCGGUUGCUUUUGGGGUUGAAUUGUGCACACCCUCUUGAGGCUAUUUCCCUGCCUGGGGCCACCACUGAUCUUGCUGGAGCGCAUAAUUUCGAUGUGCAGGCAUUCCGUUUUAACGCUGACAAAGAGCAUAUGAGACAGCCGCGGAUUGUUCGAGUUGGCUUAAUUCAGAACUCAAUUGCUGUUCCAACGACUUGUCAUUUUGCUGAUCAAAAGAAGUCUAUCAUGGAGAAAGUAAAACCCAUCAUAGACGCAGCUGGUGCUUCUGGUGUCAAUAUUUUGUGCUUACAGGAAGCCUGGACAAUGCCAUUUGCCUUCUGCACGCGUGAAAAACGAUGGUGUGAGUUUGCUGAGCCUGUUGAUGGAGAAUCUACUCAGUUUCUUCAAGAGCUUGCACAGAAAUAUAACAUGGUAAUUGUUAGCCCUAUCCUUGAAAGGGAUAUAAACCAUGGAGAGACUAUAUGGAAUACUGUUGUUGUAAUUGGAAAUAAUGGCAACAUAAUUGGCAUUCAUCGAAAGAAUCACAUCCCAAGAGUUGGCGACUUCAAUGAGAGCACGUACUAUAUGGAAGGUAACACUGGGCAUCCGGUGUUUGAAACAGCUUAUGGCAAAAUUGCUGUAAACAUCUGCUACGGCAGGCAUCAUCCUCUGAAUUGGCUUGCAUUUGGCCUCAAUGGAGCUGAAAUAGUUUUCAACCCAUCUGCAACUGUCGGUGAACUUAGUGAACCAAUGUGGCCUAUUGAGGCAAGGAAUGCUGCAAUUGCAAAUAGCUACUUUGUCGGAUCAAUUAACCGGGUAGGCACAGAGGUAUUCCCGAACCCAUUCACUUCUGGUGAUGGGAAACCUCAGCAUGCCGACUUUGGUCAUUUCUAUGGAUCCAGCCAUUUCUCAGCGCCUGAUGCUUCCUGCACCCCAUCGCUAUCGCGCUACCGAGAUGGCUUGAUGAUAUCUGACAUGGACCUGAACUUAUGCCGCCAGAUCAAAGACAAGUGGGCCUUCCGCAUGACUGCUCGGUAUGACAUGUAUGCUGACUUGCUUUCAGAGUACUUGAAGCCAGAUUUUAAGCCUCAGAUCAUCGCGGAUCCCUUGAUAAAUAAGAGGGCUUAA